Salvelinus fontinalis (brook trout) is the source of this 8945-nucleotide messenger RNA. It is a transcript of the gene gpr137c, whose product is annotated as G protein-coupled receptor 137c. The transcript is spliced from 7 exons. Lineage: Eukaryota; Metazoa; Chordata; Actinopteri; Salmoniformes; Salmonidae. The record is from RefSeq and is a predicted model, not a curated record. Gene Ontology annotation, biological process: positive regulation of TORC1 signaling. The coding region runs from base 312 to 1631 and encodes 439 amino acids. Gene Ontology annotation, cellular component: lysosomal membrane.
CCUUUUUUCCUGAGUUGUUUUUUUUGCACAGAUGAGCUGCUUUGCAGAGACUGGAGGGUUUUCUUGUUUAUCUGUUUUAUAGCUAUAGCUGUUAAGUCAUCCGCUCUGUCGCUAACCCUCGGAUUUAUGUCGGUAGGUGGUUAGUUAGUUAGUGUAGUUUUAUCAAGCUCGUGCUUUUGUUUUUGAGUGGACAUUAAAAUAAUUAUACCAAAUUCGUGGAAAAUACAUCAAAAACUGGAUCUUCUACUAUUUUAGAAUAAAUCAUUAGAUAUGCUUUUUUAAGUCGUUGUUGUUACACUUAUCCGUUCGCUAUGUUGUUGAAAGAAAACCAGGUCAGCCUAAGUGUUUUCACGUCUGUAACGGACUCAAGUGAUGAAUCGAUUCGAGCUGCGGUUCCUCAGUCUGUGGAGCUCGGACUCACCAUUGUGUAUACCAUCCUAUAUUCGCUACUUUUUGUGUUUGUUUACUUGCAACUUUGGCUCAUUUUGCGUUAUGGACACAAGCGCUUCAGUUACCAGAGUGUCUUUCUUUUUCUCUGUUUGCUGUGGUCAGCGCUAAGGACUACAUUAUUUUCAUUCUACUUCAAGAACGUUGUCCAAGCAAACCAGUUGCAGCCUUUGCCUUACUGGCUGCUGUACUGUUUUCCAGUAUGCCUCCAAUUUUUCACUCUGUGUCUGCUCAAUCUUUAUUUUGCACAGGUAAUGUUUAAAGCCAAAGCAAAAUAUUCUCCGGAGCUCAACAAAUACAAGUUUCCCAUGCGUCUGGCGUUCAUCUCUGCCAGUCUUUUCUUCCUCGUGGUAAACCUGACAUGCGCAAUGCUGGUGCAGGGGGGCAUAGGGGGUGGCAUGGGGGGCGAGGCGGGCGAGGCAGAGGUGCGGCAGGUGGUGCUGGCCCGGGUGCUGGUCAACGACAGCCUCUUCGUACUCUGCGCCAUCUCGCUGGCUGUGUGCAUUUUCAAGAUUGCCAAGAUGUCCUCGUCCAACGUCUACCUCGAAUCCAAGGGUACGUCAGUGUGCCAAGCUACUGUCAUAGGUGCUGCAGUCAUCCUGCUCUACACGUCCAGGGCCGGCUAUAACCUGGUGGUGGUGGCUCUCUCUCCAGAGAACCGUCCCAGCGCCUUUAACUACAGCUGGUACAACGUCUCUGACCAGGCAGACAUAGAGAAGAUCAGUGGAGAGGCCUACAUCAUCUUUGGGAUCAUCCUCUUUUUCUGGGAGCUGCUACCCACCAGUCUGGUCGUGGUCUUCUUCAGGGUACAGAGGCCCAAUCAGAACCUAGCACCAGGAGGAAUGAUCAACAGUCACAGCUUCAGUUCCAAGGCCUAUUUUUUUGAUAACCCCCGGAGGUACGACAGCGAUGAUGACCUGUCCAAGAGCAACAACUCCAGAGCAGAUCGACCGAGUAGUUUCCUGUCCUCGACGUCCCAGUUGGACCCCAGCUGGUACAGCUCCACCCAGAGGAACGGCAGCCUUACGGGGAUCCCCCAUCUCCCCGCCGGCCCUCAGACCUCCACUGCACCCCUUCUCCUAGCCUACGGCAACAUCCAGACCAACCAGCACCAUAACUACUAUUCCACCCCCCAGAACUACUAUUCUACCCCCCAGAAUCACUACUGCACCCCUCAGAACUAACCACCCCUGCCGUCCCCAGUAGAUACCCCUGAAAGUAAUCCGGAAAACACUCAGGAAACGGGCGCUCCUGACCUUCAGCUACAUGGCUACGACCCUCUGGGUUACCCUGGCGAUCCUGUGACUGGCGCUGUGUGGCCACGCCUCCCUCAUUCCAGCUUUCGACCCGGUCCCACCCCACCAGGGCUACUUAACUACCCGUCUUGUUGUAGGCAUGGUGACGACCUUUGGGAUUUCUGGGGCUAGACGAGGGGAAGAUCAUUUGAGGUCAGUGGUGGUUAGGGAGUGGUCAGCUGAGUGAUAUUCCUUUUAUUAAAAAAGCUUUCCAACAUGUCUAUUACCAUAGUCGUGGAACAGAGGUCUGCUACCCGACCCGAGCCAAACGGGCCCCGACAUUAUACACCGGGUUAGGGCCAGGUAGGGUCUAUUUUUUUCAUCAAUAACUAGAGAACGGGCAGGGCUCGGGUAUCACUAGAUUGAUCACUAACAUUUUGAAGCUGAACCAUUUGUGCGUGCUCUGCUGCGCAGUACAGUCAUAUUUAACUACGUUCUUCAACCACAUUACAUAUAAGACAGGAGAGAUGAUUUCACAGAAAAUAAUAAUGUUCCUGGAGUUUUUUAGGAGUUUAAAGUGACGAAAAGUAGCCCAAGCAGAGCCAUUACUAUGGAUCCUCAGAGCCACCAUGAGCUGAGCGGAUGCAGAGCGAGUGACAGACAGGGAGGAGCAGCUAAUGGAUUUACAAACUGAGGAAGUUAUUUCUGAUUUGGGUUUUUUGGCAGGGCCUUAAAUUUGGCAGAAGCAAUCGGGCCUGGGUAGUGUAGGGCCUGAACGUUGUGGGCAUGGGUAGGGCUCGGGCUUUGCAUUCAUGUCCGUGCAGGGCUCUUUCUGGAACAUUGUACUAUUCCUAAAGAAAUGUUUGUAUGGAAAGGAUCGUGCUUCUCAGCUUUUCCACACACACAUACUGUAUGUUUGUCGGACAUCAAACAGAAAAGUUAGUCCUCUAUCUCUUUCAAGGACCAGACAAGUACAUGGACCAGCACUUUUGUUUUUGCACCCCAAAUUUCCUAUUUUGCUUUGGUCCAGUGGGCAGUUCUCCCCGCUGCCCCAUGCACACAGACUCCCCUCCAUGAGUCGGGAGGUGACAUUUGUACUUGAAAAAAAUCCCCACACUUCACAUUCUGAGGACAAGACCCUGGCUUUAAUGUAGACUUGGAUCUUUAUACAAUCUCAGACUUUGUGUUCCUUCCCUGGACCAUGUCUCAUUUCCCUGUAAAGACCAGUUGUUAUCUGAGCAAUGAGACAUCCAUGGCCAUGUCCUUCUAAAGCAACACCAAACGGGUCUGGAAUCAUGGGCAAUGCUCUCGGCAUUCGAGCCCAAUGUGCACUGGGACACCGUGGGAAGGGUUAAUACUUUGUGUGUUUGAAUCUUUCACACGGUCAACGACUGAAAGAGGAAGGCCACUUUUGCCAAAGAGCGCACAGAUCGAGAGUCGGGCCUAAAAUGUAGUCUCGAGCCUCCAGCUUUCCUAGCUGCUUGGGAACUCCGUUUCGACGAGAGGCCCCUAAUGGAGCAUAUAGACUGUGGGGAAACAAUAUGUUUCUGAAUGAAUUUUCGGAUCUGGACCCAGUAAAGUGAAUGUACGGAUUAAGUGUGGAUCGGCGGAGUGAUCAGAUCAAAGUGUUGUGGUCCAGUUUCAUAGUACAGUAGGCUACUCCCUGCAGAGCCCUAGCAAGGUCCCAGCUCAGUUUGUGCUGUCUUUACAACUCUAAUGGUCAUUGUCGCCAGACAGCACAAAGAUAUCUGGGACCAGGUUAACUGGUGACAGAGAGGGAUAGAUGGGCUUAAAGACGCCCUCCCUCUCUUUCUAUAUCCUGACUAUAAUAGUAGAUGUAUUCAUGUGGUAGUUUACAGCAUCAAGAUCACCAUCAUUAGCCUGUACCCAGGUCUGUUUGUUUUGUCUUGCCAGCUACUCUGGUCAUAGUCACCCCAUUGGCCAUAAGAGUUGGCAAAAAUAGCACAGACAGAUCUGAGACCAGGCUACACCACCAUACAGGGACACCUGAAAAUGUGCCAUUACAUGUUACUGUUUGUUUAUUUUCCUUGUGGAAAACGUCUUACACAAAAUAUCGAAAAUUAUUAAUACGCUUUAUGACCUACUUAUUUCAAUUUUAACUGGAUUCUAUGUUUGUUUUUUAUACUCCAUGGCUACUAAUUUGGACUUUUCCAUGUCGAGAUAGUGGUACGGCCCAGGUGUACAGGGCGAGUAUGUGUUUGCUAAACAUGCUUAUAUGCACAGAAAGUGUUUAGGUAGGAGGUAAGAAAACGGUUGAUUGUCUUUCCUUUCCUGUUACGAUGAGCGAAGGGAGGGAACCCAAGAGCGGACUCAGAAGAGGAAGCCGGGAUGAAUGCACAAAAAGGUUUAUUGAUCACAGAGAAAUGGGGAGUGCAGAACCGGGGUAGCUCAGAUGAGUUGCAGAAACCAGGAGUGUAGAGUGAGGUUGGAGUUGGUUGAGUAGAACAGGGCCCGAGGGGAAUCCAAGGUAAUAGUGGUGAGUGAUAUCCAGAGCAAGGUGGUUGGUGGUGAGAUGUGGAACAGGAGCCAGAGACAGAGACAAAGCGGUAACUGCAAGGAGAGGACAAAAAUGGCGUAAGGCAGGAAAACGAGCAAAGCAGAGCAACAGGAUCUUGAGAAUAGACAAAAGGCUAGAGUGAUAACUGACUGAGCAGAGAUUACGAUCUGGCAGGGAUGAGUAUAUGUAGAGGUCUUGAUUAUGGGAUGAUUUGCAGCUGGUAGGGACCAGCUCUGACUCCAGCACACCUGUCUCCAAUCACACCAAGGGAGAGAGAGAGAGUGUAUACAGGGGGAGAACUGAAGGUUAAGAAGACACCGGAUGAACACGAGAGGGUGUUGUGGGCGCAAUGUGACACUUUCCUUUGUUUGUUACUGUUGAACAGAGUUUUGUGUUUGCAAAAACAUGUUCAGAGAGGGCAAGAGGAAUUGCUCUCUACACACUUGAUAUGCCUUCUAGUAAUAUUUUAUUUUGUUUUAUUUUGCCAUUCUUUUCUUGUUCCCUUGCCUUCCUUCCAUGAAUGUCUGAGAUCAAGUGUUAUACGAGUUGUGUAAAUUAAUAUCUGCUGACAAACACAAUCAGUGUGCGAAUGCAAUCAUAUUUUAAGUAUAUUAUUUUUAUUUAUUUUUAAAUGGACCCCCUUUUCUCCCCAAUUUCACUCCAACUCCCCAACGGUAUCCUCCGAAACAUGACCCGCCAAACCGCGCUUCUUAACACCUGCCCGCUUAACCCAGUAUUUAGCUGCACCAAUGUGUCGGAGGAAACACCGUUCAACUGACGACCGAAGUCCGCUUGCAGACUCCCAGCCCACCACAAGGAGCCGCUAGUGCACGAUGAGCCAAGUAAAGCCACCCCGGCCAAACCCUCCCCAAACCAUGCUGGGCCAAUUGUGCGCCGCCCUGUGGGACUCCUGAUCACAGCCGGUUAUGACACAGUCCGGGAUCGAACCUGGGUCUGUAGUGACACCUCAAGCACUGCGAUGCAGUGCCUUAGACCGCUGUGCCACUCGGGGGUCUUUUUAAGUAUAUUCUAUGCUAUUUUUUUAAGUAUAUUCUAUGCUAUUUUCUCCCAACAUCUCUGUGUUUGGGACUGAUGUCAUUGCAUCAUAUGGCUGAUGUCACCUUUUGACCUUUGGUGCUGUGGAGGACAUACAGGAAAGGUCCAGUUGGACAGGAAGUGAAAAAGUAUAACCCACAGAGAAUGAUAGAGGCCUCUAAUGGCCAAAAGGCUGUUUUAGCAUGGGCAGCGCCAUUGAGGGCUUCCACCAUUUUAAUGUAGGCAACUGGGUGGGACUUCCAUCUUCAUUAGCUGAUCCCUCCUGAUGACCCAGUUGGAGUCAUGUCCAACUGGGUCAUUAGGAGGGAUUAGCCAAUUGAAAAUGUACUAUUUUAGAAUGGAGAUAGCCUUAAUGGAGCUGCUGUCUAAGACCCUAGAAUGGCACAGAUACAAAUAUGAGUCCUCUAUCUAUCUCUACAGUAUAACCGCAGGUUGAACUUCCUUUCACCCUCCCAGGGCCAUACGCCAAUUCCGGCCAGCCAGGAGAACUGCUUUUAAAGAUUUUUAUUGUAUUUUAUUCCCCCUUUUUCUUAAAAAAUAUAAUUUUAGAGGUGGAUUCUGCAGGGUAAUGGAUUUGGGUGUAGGAACAAACAAAUGGUUGUCUUUCCCUUAAUUUGCUUUGGAGUCUCACACUAAGUUGCAUACAUGUGUGAUGGUUGCAACAAAUCUCUGUCAGUAAGCAAAAGCGAGCAGACAGCUAUAAUCAAUGGGAAAAGACUGGCAAAUGUUUAUAUUUUCACUCUUAUAUCCAAGAACAUACAGCAUUCUAUCUGGCAUGAUUGCAAAUUAUCCUUACUUAACGCAGAGACAUUUGUAUGUCUCUGCGUGAAGGGAGUUAGAGGUAUUUUCGUGAGCCAAUGCUAGCUAGCGUUCAAUAGACUAUUGCUAUAACGCUAGUUAGCUAUAAUGCUAGUUAGCAAUUACACUAUCGCUAGUUGGCAACUUCCUUCAAACUGAACACAGAGACAUAAAAAUGGUAUCCAUGGGUUCAUCUGACUCUGGGGACGUAGAUAAAGGGCUUCUUUGCAAAAAUAUUAAACUAUCUGUUUAACAGCAACUUAUGUUCAAAUGUAUGUGUUGAAAGUAUUGUAUUUUUUUGCUGAUUUUGUUUCUGUGAAAUCUAUUGCUAUAUAAGCUCUUGUGUCUCGCAAAGAGCAGGUUUAGCCUUUUUAUAAUAAUAAUAAUUUGUCUCAAAUUCUUUAUUGGUGGCCAAUGAAUGUAACACGUUUACCCAUCUUUCAUAGAUCACUAAAGAGGUUUGCAAGCACUACCAUGUUAAAAUAAAGCUUUUCAACUGAACACACAAGGUAUAACAAGAGUCCUCUGCAGAACUAGAGGCUGCAUUCAAGGGCAUGAUCGAGCCCCACUGUGGAGGUGUCAUAAUACCCCAAAAACCUAGCGGUCAAACAGGGAAAUGGUUCCAAUCGUUUUCCACCAUUCAUUUUUCCCAUAGGGGAUUUUAGAAACACUUAAAAUAAGGGCUGUGUUUCAUGUAGGCUUACCCUGGCGAGACGUUUUUAUAACAAUAUAAAUCUCUCUCGGACAAGGUGACUUUCGUCAAUAUAUUUGGCUCUAUUUACUCUGAUUUGAAAAUGAUAAUUAGUAUCAAAGUAGACAUCAUGAAAAACUACAAAUCCCUGCAAACUCCUACAAGUCAUCUCUAGCUGACACCUUUGCUAACAGGUAUUGUGUUAAUUUAAAAUGUGCAUAAGACAGUUCACAGAAUUGUCCAUUUAAAGAAAUUUUGCCAAUUUAUUCAUUACUACAUUUAGCUAACAUUAGAUAGUGUCACGUCUACUCCCGUUAUAGAUAGUUCAUCCAGAUAUUCUUACCUUUGUCUCGAUUUUGGCAGUCUCAUCCAGAUCAUGGCAUUUGUAGUUUUUUUAGGAUAGCCACAUUAGCAGCUAAUUAGCAUUUCUAUUUUGGGAGGUAAAUACAGGUGAAUCUAUUGAUAAAUGUCACCUUGUUCUAAAGAGAUUUACACAGUUAUCAAAACAUAAUGCCAGGGUAAGCCUACAAGAAACACAGACUUUAUUUUAAGUGUUUCUAAAAUGGUGGAAAAUGAUUGGAACCAUUUCCUUGUUUGACCCCUAGGUUUUAUGGGUAUUAGGACUCAUAUUGUGGUACUCUAUACAUAGCAAAAUAACAAAGAGGGGGAGUGUUUAUUAAAACAUGCAGUGGACACCGUUUUAAAUUGUUUUGCAACAGAAAAUGUACAUUUGCAUAUCUUAUUUGAUGUCCAGGUAGUCUCUCCCUGUUUCACUGGGUUUUGAACACAAUGAACACAGCCCAGUUCUCUGAAGGCUCAAGAACCCUCUGGUUAUCAAUGUGACUGCAAUUGACAAAUCAACCAUAAAUAUGAAUCGCCCACUUUCUUUGAUGGUGCAAACCAUAACCAGUGUGUUAAGAGUUGGUUUGCAUUCCUAAGUCCUGACCAACAUGAUCAGCUCAGAGGUUUCUCUUGUCUGUGAACGACUGGAUGUCGAAAUUGGGUUUUGUGUCUUGGCCGAACCCUCGACUACAAUUCAAUUACACGUGUUUUAAAGCAGAUCAGGUUUGAGCUCCUGUGUGUUUUGACACGACUUUUCAUUCCACUGUAUUCACACUCAUCUCUGAUUUAAGAAGAUUUAUGAGCCAGAUUUGGCUUCACAGAUUCGCAUCUGAUCACGCAACUGAUGUUGAUUCACAGUUGAUCCAUAAUCAACACCCUUCUGCCUUUACCAAUAUUCACAAGGAUGCUCAAGCAUGUGGUCAAAACAGUCAGUGUGAGGAGUUAUCAGAGCCAGUGUUUUGCAUCACUUGGAACAGAGGAAACCCACAGCAGAUAGGCAGUGAAAUGCAUUAUAAAAGCGUUUAAAAAACAAACAUGUUUGUGUACUGGUGAUGGCGCAAGUAAAGUAUAUAAUCAUUGAUGUGCUGGAGGAGGAGGAUUGGAAAUGACAAUGAUACAUGUGUAUAAUUUCAAAGGCUGCUGACCUUGAUGGGGAAAAGAUAGCCAGUCGCACAUUCAUCUCUUCUUUAUUUUACAAACAUUUUGGCUAAAGAGCCUUCAUCAGAGUAUUUCACCCUGAUUAAGACUCUUAUAUGAAACCGUGAAACUGAUUGCCACUCAGAGAUUAGCCUGAGAUUGGAAGGUUGGGUGAGUCAAUCCCCGGGUGAGUCAUAACCAAAGACGACUCAACACCUCUCUGCUUGGCACUCAGCAGAAGGGCGUGCGAUAGACUAGCUUUUUGUCCAUGGGGUGUACUUGUACAUUAAUCUGCCUCAUGCUACAGGAAUAGGUGAUAGGCUCUCGCCCUAUGGACCUUUCUGGCUCAGACAAAGCUAUUUACUCUUACAGCAAGAAGAGAUGAGUGUGCGACUUUAUUUUUUAUUUGUAUAGUAUCUUUCGCUAGUCAGCACCUCGCCAAAAGGGUGUGUGUUCUUUGUGUUUUUACUUAACAGAUUGUGUACAGACCAAUAUUUAUUUCAGUCAUAGAAAACAAUCUCUACAUCACAUUACAUUCAGUUACCUUACAGCCAUUCUGCCAUUGAGAAAGAGUGGAUAAGCACUUCGAAAGGCCCUGAGAAGUGUACACAUUCUAUCAAUGAUUGGUCAACACGUUUGACAUGUGUAUACAAAAUAUUUCCUGUGAAUAACAUUCACCAUUCACCAAUAAAUUCAUUAUGAAAAGCUAUUGCAAGAAAAA